CCGGAAACGAGCGGCUGGUGUUACACAGAAUUCUGUCCCCCGUGUCUGUCGCCGGUUAGUGCGCGCUGUCAACAUGGCUGCUCCUGCGUGCGCCAGAUUCCUCCUUCAGAGAUCAACACAGCAUAUUCUCUUCUCUAGGACAGUACCCGCUUUCUCAAGCCCAUUUCUGUCUCGUGCACAUCGGUUAGGUCCCAGUGAUGAUGAAAUGUACCAGCGUACCACAGUGUCGGUCAUGAAGAAGGAGAAGGGCAGUGGGCACAUGAUCUACAGCUACAACCCCCGAGGGUUCAACAUAGAUGGCAACAGGGUGAUCGGGCCCUGUGCUGUGCUGCCUCCUGCUAUCCUCCAGUGGAAUGUUGGCAGUUAUAAAGACAUCACAGAAGAAAGUGUUUCACUUUUCCACAUGCUCGAACCGAGAAUAGAGAUCCUCGUGCUGGGGACAGGUGCACGGCUUGAACGAAUUGACCCCUUAGUCUUCGCUCUACUUAAGAGAAAGGGCAUUGCUUUGGAGGUGCAAGACACGCCAAAUGCAUGUGCAACCUUUAAUUUCCUGAUUAGUGAGGGAAGACUGGCAGCAGCCGGUCUGAUCCCUCCAUCCAUCAGCACCGCACUGGACUUGAUAAAGGAAUGAAUGCUCUGAUGUCAAUACAAACUGGAACUGAUUUCUGCAAAUGGAGGUUUGAGGUUCCUGACUGAUCUCAGGCCUGUGGGAUGGCUGUUCUACCUGCGCACAAAGCUUCCAAAGGAGCAUACUCAAGCUACACCCAGCUCUCUGAUCUCCUGUGUGUACGAGUGCUCAGGAGAAUAUUGUCAAGGGAGGACAUCCAUAAUGGAGAACAAGAAUGUAAUAAAGUGUAACUUUAUUCUUGUUUAUAAAAUAUAUAUUUAAAAGCUUUACAUGCAACAAUAUGGAAGCUCAUUUCUGCCAGUGUGAUGGAAGAAAACAGAUCCUACUGGUCAUUAUUAUCUGUACGUAGAUUCAGUCACUGAAGACUGCUUUACAUGUGCAUUCACAAAUUGUGUGUUUUCAGUGGUUUGGAUAAUUCACAAAAUACCAAACUAAUCCGCCAGUAUCCAUUUUCUGUUUGUGCUCUGUCUCACUUUGUCACUUUGUCUCUGCUCUACACAUACAAAUGUGUACAAAUGUCAAAUGUGUUUCCCACUUCUUCAAGAAAACCUCUCAUCAUAACGACUUAUAGGAUAUUUGUUUUUCACCACAUGGAUAGAAAUGGGCUUCCAUACAGCAAACAAUAACUGUCGUUAUCUUAACGUGUAGUAACACCUACAUGGAACAGUAAUUCCUUUAAAAGAAAUCUGUCAGCAGAUAAAAGGGUUCUGUGUAUGGAAAAAAGUAAGAAUACUUUGUAUAUGAACAUGUUCCAGCCCUCCACCCGCUGUGUCGGUGGUGACUGUCCUUCAUUUAGUUAAUCCUCUUUACUCUGUGCGUCUGCCUGCAGCAGGGCUGCCAUCAACAAGCUGCCUGUGUGCAGCACAUGACAUUAUUCAGUGGCUUUGUCCUUCUCACACAUAAGCCCCACAAAUAAAAGACUCCACAAAUCCUCCGCA
Messenger RNA from Scatophagus argus, 1566 nucleotides. It is a transcript of the gene ndufaf3, whose product is annotated as NADH:ubiquinone oxidoreductase complex assembly factor. Gene Ontology annotation, cellular component: mitochondrial inner membrane. Lineage: Eukaryota; Metazoa; Chordata; Actinopteri; Scatophagidae. The record is from RefSeq and is a predicted model, not a curated record. The coding region runs from base 74 to 631 and encodes 185 amino acids. Gene Ontology annotation, biological process: mitochondrial respiratory chain complex I assembly. The transcript has 5 exons.